CGCUACCGGAAGUAAACCGCUCACGGGACCUCUCGUUGGUGGAAAGCUUGAAAUGGCUUGGAUGUUAUUGUUGCUCUAUUUUAACUAUGGUCUGAUGCAUGUGUGACAAGCACAGCUCAGUGUCAUGGCAGAGGUGCUGGGACAGAGGUGUUUAUUGGGCCUUGGUGUACUGUUGGCUUGGCUUGUUCUUUUCCAUCUGCUUGUUAAUAUUUGGCUGCUGUGCGUGUUCACCAGCCUAUUGGUGGUACUUGGCGGCUGGCUGGGCUCACAGGCCAUCUUGGAAUCCAACAGUGUGAUUCACCUGGAAAGGUUUGUCACUUUGGAACAGAUUCCUUCCUCUGUGGAGGAUGACUAUUACUUGGACCAAGAAAUCCACAAUUCAGUGAGGAAGAUUAUUCGGGACUUUGUUUCCUCAUGGUACUCGACUGUGUCCUCUGAGACUGGCUUUGAAAAGGAGAUUAAAGAAGCCAUGAUUUCAAUGGGCAUGGAGCUGAAGAUGCGUGCAACACUAUUAGACAGAAAAAAACUAACCCAGAGGAUCUUGGAAAUGUUUGGCUGCCAUCUGCAGGACUACCUUCGAGCCAAGGAGCUGGUUGCUCAGAAGCAGGUGUCUCCAACUACAAAAGUUAUUAGUGAGAUGGAAAAGUUGUGGCAGGCAUAUUCCAGAGUUACCACAUCUCACUAUGUUAUGACCAGUGAGGCAGUGGAAGUCAAUUACACAAGAGCACUGGUGGACUUAUUGCUGCAUGUUUUGGUGCCCCCGCCUCAUUUGGAAACAGGCACUGGACGAUUUGUUGUUGGAGAACUCAUCACCUGCAAUGUCCUCCUCCCUCUUUUUGAUAAACUGUCUGACCCUGACUGGUUGAAUCUUUUCAUGAUAGACAUUUUUGGCAGUUCUAACAAACCAAAUGAGAUGACUGUAGAAGAUACUCCAGAUUUGUCAUUACGACUUCUCCAUGCCGAAUUAGAUCUCACUCUACCACAAGAGACCACAUACGCACACCAAAAGAAUGCAGAUGUCCGUCAUCCAAAACCUCAAACAGAAAGGGAAAAUUAUGUGGAGAUGGUCAUGCCUGAACUCUCUUUGUAUGAUGUGGCAGACUCAGACAAGGUCUGCUGUCAACAGAAUAACAUCGAAGAAGAGGCUUGUCUGUCUUUAAGGAAUUCUGUGAGUGGAAUUAACUUAAAUCCAUUUUACCAAGAAAAUUAUUCUGACCAGGACUCUUCAUUAGCUGACUACAAACGGAGUUCCAUUGACUCCUUGGUCAUGAUAGGACAAGAGGACACUUUGUAUGACGAACAAAGUGUAAUUGAGCGCAGUAGUGGUAAAGACUUGGAGGGUCUUUGUUCCAAUCAAUUGGAUGGAUUCUUUCCUAGAGUCUUGGUAAAUGCAGAGACAUUGGAGCAUCCAAAUGGCUCAUUGGAAAGAACAACACAGAACACUCCCAUUAGGAGCCUUCAGAGCAUGGAGAGUGACAGUAGCUUCUCUUCAGCAGGGAACACCAAUGAACUGACUGUCAUGAGCCCAUUGCAUGGUUCUUCCCCCUUGCCUUCGUUCAGUUUUGAGCCUCUAUGUAGCCCUGAUGGACCAAUCAUUAUCCAAAAUCUUCGUAUCACUGGCACGAUCACAGCUAAGGAGCACCGUGGCACCGGCUCUCACCCUUAUACUCUUUACACCAUCAAGUAUGAGACAGCGAUGGGUUGUGAGAACCCGGGGCCCAUCCAUCCAUGCUCAGAAGAUGGGGACACAUUGCACUCAGGUUUUGAAAGUCCAUCGUCCAUUCACCCAGUGGCCUAUCAUAUGGUCAACAGACGAUACAGUGAAUUUCUUAACCUACAAGCACGCGUGGAAGAGAGAACAGAACUAAAGAAACUCAUCAAAGGUGUAAAAGGUCCUAAGAAAAUAUUCCCAGACAUGCCCUUUGGAAACAUGGACAGCGACAAGAUAGAGGCCAGGAAAGGAAUGCUGGAGACCUUUCUGAAGCAUCUUUGUGCCAUUCCUGAAAUAGCCAACAGUGAACAGAUGCAGGAAUUUCUGGCUCUGAAUACAGACGCACGGAUUGCAUUUGUUAAGAAACCUUUUAUUGUUUCACGCAUUGACAAGAUUGUGGUGAAUGCAAUAGUGGACACUCUGAAGACAGCAUUUCCUCGUUCUGAGCCUCAGAGCCCAACUGAGGAAAAUGAGGGCGAGAUGGAUGGGGGGAAGCUUAUUAAUGAAAAAAAGAGCAAGUCACGUCUGAAAUUCUCUAGUAAAAGCAUCCAAUUUAUAAAUGGGUCAGAUAUGAGAGUACCUGUCUUGUUUAGCUUGGAACAAACUCAUACAGUGUUUAAUGGAAUGUCUUUGGAAGAUCUGCAACAUUUUAUUCAUAAACAAGAGAAUCUGUCCAUCACAUCUAUGCCAAAUUGCAGUGAUGAUCUAAUUGUUACAAAAUACGGACAUUGCCAGCACGACCCUGCCAUCGGAAAGCAAAGUCAAGGUCAUGUGGGCACAGGUGCAGCUGAGAUGGCAUUGGCUGACGUAGCUUUGAACAUCAUGUGUCUGCUCAUGAGAGAGCAGUGGAGCUGGCUGUGCACUGAGAACAUUCAAAGGACCAUUAGGCUUCUGUUUGGGACCCUUAUUAGCAGAUGGCUGGAUGUGAGUGUGGCCAAUCUGACAUGUACCAGAUACUGGGUCCAUUAUCUUCAGAUCAUCCAAGAGUCUGUAUGGCCAGGAGGAGUUCUGCCUACUUCCCCUCAAACAGAACGAAGUCAGCAGCAGAAGGAUAACAGCAAAAAACAAGCCUUGUAUUGUCUGAUGAAUCUUCUUCCAGAUUUAAUCACAGAUUUGCUCAGCUCUGACAAAUACAAACUCAGUUGGCAGACUGUUCUUGAUUCCUUCCAAAACCCCUACAUUAACAGGCACCUGGUUUACCGCAUUUGUGACCUUUUAUUGGAGUUCCUGGUCCCUGAAUUACCUGAGCAAAGCUUUCAAAGGAGUUUGCUGCAGAGCCUCUCCAAGAACCCAGAGAAACUCUUGGCAUGAAGAGACAACCCAAACUAACUCUCACACAUGAUGCCCUCAGUUUUGGUUUUAUAGCAUUUCACAUUGACAGUUGGCAAAAAAUAUAAUUUAACCCAAUUUUUGUGUCCCUACUCUAUAGGUUUAGUAAACCCUACCCUGAGUCAAGGCCAAAUCAGUGUUACAAAAAAAUAGUAACAGUGUUCUGUCCAGAGAACCAAGAACCAAUGCUUUAAUCGUGCUUGGUAGAUGAAUAAUAAAUAAACCACUAAGUGUGGUUUGUUAUUAAUAUGCCAUGAAACACUACUGAGUAUGAAUUAGAGAACAAGUAAAAGUUUUAUUGAAUGGGGACAUUAUGAUAUUUAUUUCACAAUUGAAAAGAGUUCCCAGGUGUCUUAAAAGGUUGCCGACAUUCUUCGGUCAAUAUACCCAAAGGGUAAAGAAUGAUAGCACAAAAGAACACUUUGGUUGAAAUAACACUGGUUUGAAGAUUGAUCGUUGUUUGUUGUGUUAUGUUCAAUAUUGUUGUAUGUCCUAUGUUCCUUAUUGAUAAGUGACAAAAGAUUAUGAAAAAUCUGCCAGUAGUGCUGAUGAAGCGGGUUUUUUUUUUUUUGGGCCUUAAAACUUUGUACAGAAUCCUAAUGACAAACAAAGUGACAGUAAAACAAAGUGCAGAUAUCCAGCUAGUACCUACUGAUAAUUCUGUUCAAUAAUAAUAAUGUGUUAUAUGGGGUCAGAUUGUCUUGUUUAAAAAUUAACAUGAAAAAAGAUUGUAUAUUUAGUCAAGAGAAAUGUUUUUGAUUCCAUCUACACCCGCACAAAGUAAGAACAACACGGGGUACCUUGAUUAUAAUCAUAUGUAAUUAUUUUAUAAGAUUGGGGGAAAAAUACAAUAAAUGAUUGUCAAAACAUUUUGUGAUAGCUACAGAUGAUGCAAUGUUUUGAAUGCCAAAAUGCACUGUAUUGUCUAUGCAGUAUGCUUUAUGUUUUCAUAUAUGUAUGCCACUUUGCCAUGACAGUAGUGCAACAUUUAAUGGAAAGUUACACUGUCUCUAAAUCUCAUACAGCAGGGGUGUCAAACUCAGUUAUGGUGCGGGCCACAUCGUAGUUAUGGUUUCACUCAGAGGGCCGUUGUGACUGUGAAACCAUAUAAAUGUAUAAUCGCUUUAUAGUAUAACAAAUACACAACAAAUUGAUGGACAACUAUUUUUGAAAUCAGAAGCUAAUGGAAACUGUUCAGUUAUUCAUUUUAUUUUAAAAGGGGGACUGUUCCAAAAAAAUGCUUGCAAUUCUCAAUCAAUUGUGGUAUUUUAGCAGAAAAUGUUAAGUCAACGCACAUGAUUUUCUUUCGUGGGCCACGUUAAAUGAUGUGGCGGGCCGGAUCUGGACUCUGGGCCUUGAGUUUGACACCUCACACAGGAGUCACGCCUAUUUUUCACUUAUCAAUUUUCAACCACACUCAAAUUAACAUCUAUAGAAAAUGUUGUCUUUCGUUAACAUGCAUGUUUUUGGUGUGUGGGUGACAGGCCACCCACAUGCCAACGUGCUCUCUACACCUCUGUUCUUAGUCUGUCUGAUACAAAUGUGUAAAUGUAUGUUUUGCUUGCUAUGAACGACUUUAAACGGGGUUUCUGAGCAUAUUUUCCAUUUACUAAAUCAAUAAAGAUACAUAAGUAGCAUAUUAGUCAACUGUGCUCUGAGCUCCACACUGAUUUGCUGUACCCCACAGACUCAUGGCUCAUGUCCAACAGAAAUAAGUGUUGAUAUCCUACAGUGCAUGAUUAGGGGACCCAAACAUUUUUUUCCCCUUCAUAUAGUAUGUCAUAUUUCCCCCUGUUAGGCAUAGUUCCCCCUGUUAUGCAAGUAUUUUUAUUUUGUUUUUCUUCCUCACAAAAUUCCCACUUUUGCUUACGCUCCACAGGUAAAAAAACAGAAGUUGCAGUUAAUUCUUAUUAAAAAGUGCAUCUGUGAGUAAUUGACACCCCUCCAAAAAAAUAUGUAAUUGCAUACAUAUGCCACAAGAUGGCGGAAAAGCACCACUGAGUGUAAAUGACACUCCUCAACUCACUUCAACAUAGUUUCUUGGCACCAAGAAGCCAAAAAAUGGUGGAAAAUAAAUACUUUUAUUGCUUUGCCUGAGCACAAAAACAAACAAGAGUUUUAAAGCAAAGUAGAGGUUGCCCCCCCCCCCCAAAAAAAAUCGAAAUAUGCGAAUUUGCAAAUGCCAAAUUGGGGUUCACUGUACGACACUGCAUUAUACAUCAAAUCAAUAUAGAUGCGCAGAAAAUGUGAGAUCAAUGGGUUUUCUUUUAUGAAGCACCCCAAAUAACACUGACAGGCCAGUAAAGAUGUCUGUGUCUUUAAAUAUACAGAUACAAUUUUACCGUGUGAGGAUUGCAGAAAAUUUUCCUCGUUGCAUCAUUUUCAUGUAUGAGGUUAAAUUGACAGAAACAGUGGCUUUAAAGUGAGUUGAUGAUGUUGAAAGGGCUCCGCCUAAAAGUCAAGGUCAGGUCUAUCACCACCAAAAAAGAAUUCUUGUGGGUGCUUACUUUAUCCCCAAUUUUGGGUACUAUGGGUUGAAUAAAGCUAUGAUGCCAAAUAACUCAUGCUGUAGACCACGCGUUUUGGUGUGAAAUGUGAGUGUGAAACAGUGAAAAGUAAUUUCUUGCAGAAAAGUAAAACAAGCAGACAAAGCAACAUACUGUAUCUUACACUUUGGAUACGAUGAUCUUUGCAGAACGCUGGAGUUUUAUUUGUCUUGCAUUCUGAUUUGAUUUGCUUCCGCUACCAUGGUUAUACUGUAUUUUAGCAAAUCUUGCAACUGGUCCUAAUAUAGAGAAGAGAGAACUGAAAGGAGCAACAGUGCCAGUAAGUCUCUCAGUGUGCACGUGAUAAGCUCCAAUUCCAGGAAGACUAUUCAUGGCGUUGUGUCUGACAGGUCAGGAGUUCUGUCACCGCACUGUGAUGCGUAGGGAAUCACUGUUUUCUCUCAGGGCUGCUGGAACUUAAGGUCCUGACUGAUGUCACUUACGGUAUAUUCAUUAAUAACCGACACUGUCUGGCGCACCGUUAUAGAAAAGUUUGACAGAGAUGCUCUUUUAAC
Molecule: messenger RNA, 6101 nt
Organism: Phycodurus eques (leafy seadragon)
Lineage: Eukaryota; Metazoa; Chordata; Actinopteri; Syngnathiformes; Syngnathidae
Gene: snx19b
Product: sorting nexin 19b
Exons: 14
Coding region: 125-3022 (965 amino acids)
Cellular component (GO): early endosome membrane; intracellular membrane-bounded organelle
Molecular function (GO): phosphatidylinositol binding
Source: RefSeq, a predicted model, not a curated record